Molecule: messenger RNA, 1991 nt
Organism: Polyodon spathula (Mississippi paddlefish)
Lineage: Eukaryota; Metazoa; Chordata; Actinopteri; Acipenseriformes; Polyodontidae
Product: ganglioside GM2 activator-like
Exons: 4
Coding region: 326-928 (200 amino acids)
Biological process (GO): lipid transport; ganglioside catabolic process
Cellular component (GO): cytoplasmic side of plasma membrane
Molecular function (GO): enzyme activator activity; lipid carrier activity
Source: RefSeq, a predicted model, not a curated record
UAGUCGCAGUCUUGUUUGGUUCCUCAGAUUCAUUGUCAGUGUUUUGUUGACAUGCUGAAGUUUACCGUCUUCCGUGUAAUAAUGGAAAUAAAUAAUAAAAAAAACAGGAAGCAGAAUUGCAACACAGUUAGUGUGUAAUAAGUAUUGUGUCCAGUGUUUUUUUCGCACGUCAGCUGUAGCGAUCUAAAGUCUGCUAUUUUGCCGUUAGAUCGGCGAGUUGUUUUUUACAACACAAUCAACAAAAAAAAGUUUACUGCAGUAUAACAUCUGCACACGGAAGUACAUUAAUACAAGUUUGUUUUGCUAAAAAAAAAAAAAAAAAAAAAUGAAGAAAACGAAUAUUUUAUUUGCAGCUACAUUGUGUGUUUUGAGUUUUUGUUCUCCGCGGGGAAAUUGCGAAUUCCAUUUUCAGAAAGGGCCUCUGAAAUCUACAAAGGUUCUCGGUUUCUCGUGGAAUAACUGUGGAAGCACUAAGGACCCAGCCGUGAUGAAGGCUCUCUCCUUGUCACCGGAUCCCAUUAGUAUCCCUGGCGACCUCAAAGCGAACGCCGCUGGCUCCACGAGCGUUGCUUUCACCUCGCCUCUCGCUCUGAAUGUGACGUUGGAAAAGGAGGUGGCUGGGUUCUGGGUGAAGGUCCCCUGUGUGGAGGAGCUGGGGAGCUGCCACUACAGAGAUUUGUGCCAGAUACUGGACACCCUGACACCCCCCGGACAGGACUGUCCCGAGCCGCUCCACACCUACGGCAUCCCCUGCCACUGCCCCUUCAAGGCGGGUGAUUACUCCCUUCCUGAUUCAGAUUUCUACCUGCCUGAUGCGGACCUGCCCUACUGGCUGACGAAUGGGAAUUAUAAAGUGGUAGGGGUUCUGGGCAGUGCAGGGCAGGAGCUGGGCUGCCUUAAACUCACCUUAUCCCUCCACUCUGCCUAAUCCUCGGUGCUAGACACAGAAGAGAACCAAUCCCCACUCUUCCACUUGAUCUAAUGCAAAUCUUAACCUGAAUCUAAAUCAUCUGUUGAACGAAACUAGGGUAACAGCACAAUCUAGCCUAACGCAUAUAUAUAUAUAUAUAUUUUUUUUUUUUACUGCUGUAUAUGUUGUGUUUUUCAUUGUUCUACCCUCAAGCUUCUGUCACAUUAAAAAGGAGAAUAACCACAGAAAUAAGUGGACAAUUAGGUACAAAUAAUGUCACAGAAUAACUUCAUAAUAAUCCUUCCCAGUCUGAUAUGCCAAAUUUACUAUGCUGUUUACAACACAAGGGGGUGUACCAACAAAUGGCCUUGCAUCUUUAUUUUAAACACAUUUUUUAACCCAACCAAGCUCUGUUUAUCCUUUUUGACCUAUAUGUAUCAAAACUAACCUGGGCAGAAAAGAAGAACAACAGUAAGCAGCACUGUAACCGUUUACAUGGAAACAAAGCCUCCCUCCAUUCCAGAAAUUAAACCGUUUCCCUUCAGGUAUUGUAUUUCAUUGUAUAUGUUCAAAAUGCUCUUUGUAAACGCUGAGUUGUUUGAAACAUAGUUCUAAAACCAAGGCAGUAUCAUUAUAUUGUGCCAGUAGAACCCAAGGUGAGGGGCUCUAUGUAGAAUCUCUACAGUGUAAUAGCUUGCAAUCAUUCUCCUUUUGGAUUUAGCAACUGAAGAAAUAUGGACCUCUCUGCAUUGCAGUGUUUAGUGAGAAUUUUUAUUUUGGGUAGUUCAGUGCACUCAAGAUGCAUCAUUUAUUCACUUCUUAGUCAUUUGGUUAGUUAAGCUAAUUCUGCUUUGGAUUGUCGCAGGGAACCAAUCGCAAAAUGUAGAAAUUAUUUUUUGUUGUUGUAAGCAAUUGAUGUAAACGUCUGUAUGAAUCAUAUUGCAGCGAUGCUGUUCUUUAAGUGUUCAUUUCUCAUUAACAGUGGACCUCAUUGCAUUUGUGUAAUUUAAAAAAAAUGAUUAUUUUUUGUACUAAUAUUUACCUAUGUUGUGCAACGGUUAUAAUAAAAGAUUUCCCUGUA